Moneuplotes crassus is the source of this 3369-nucleotide messenger RNA. The record is from the annotation of a GenBank genome assembly. Lineage: Eukaryota; Ciliophora; Spirotrichea; Euplotida; Euplotidae.
AUGUUGACUUUUGUACAGACAAAUUGUGAUGGCCAAACCUCGAUAGAGUUAAGCACAGAGAGUUCUACUGCGCAGAUAUCUCCUGAGGACGUUAGUUUUGAUAAUAUUGAGAUUGAUGAUGAACUAAAGGAAAAAUUUACUGAACUUUCUUGAGUGCUGUUUCACCCAGAGAACUAUCCACAAGCCGAGUUUAUUGAGAAACAGAACUACUUGAUCCAGAAUAUAGAUGAGAUAUCAGAACCUGUUCUGUUGAAAAUAAUAAUCUCUUGUCUCUCAAACCUGCAGAGUGAUGAGCUUAAGCUAGCUCUGAAUGUGAUAAAACAAAAAUAAAUUUAAUCAUAUCUCUUUCUUGCUUGGCCAAGAGCGAUUGGCUCUAUUUAAUUUGGAAAGAAUUUUCUGAUUCCAGGUUUUAGAAGAAAUGUUCACAGAGCAAAUUAUUCAGCAGUUUAUUAACCAGGAGACAAAUGAACCUAAUUUUGAGAUCAAUCGAGUUGUACUGCAAGAUCUAGCCCAGAUUGUGUGAAAAUUAAUUGUUCCUUACCUCAGAAAAACUGAAAUUGAUCCAUUUUCUGUCCUAAUUCAGAGAUUUAUGCAUUGAGAGUGUCCUGAAAAUACCUCAGCCCAGGUAUGAGCUUAUAUAACCAUGACUUUUCUUCAAGAGCUUUUGCCGGAUACUCUGCCAGAUUUUCCUCGUGAAAGAAGGAACUAUGUUCAAAAGUUGCCGAAGGCAUUGUUGAAAAUCUUACCGAAAAUUUAUCAAAACCUUGAAGGGAUUGAUGAUCCCCAGGUUGAAACUUUAAUGCAUAAAAUAUGUUUGGUGUGCCCUGAAUGCCCAGUACCGAUUACAACAUCCCCAAAUCUCCAGGUUUUGAAAGAGACAAUCCUUAAAGAAGCGUACAUUACCAGUGAAGAUUCCAAUAAAAAUAUUGAGCAAUUCAAGCACAUAUUGGAGUGUCUGUAUCAAGCAAUUAUUGAAGCUACAUCAGAGAUUCAGCAGGGCCAGAGGGAAGAUAAAGCUGUCCAAAUGAGCCAUACAAUUUCACAAAUUCUAUGAUCUUUGAACUGUGCACAGAUAGUGUCUCUACCUUCGAGAUUAGAGCUACUUCAAAACUGGGUGACAAGUGUAACUGGGCUUGCUACUGAGCUACUUAAACAUGAUUUCUCAUUCACUUUCUCCGUGCUGGAGCAUAUUUCAGAUUUAAUCACUGAGUUAUCUCUACUAGAAGAUCAAGAGAUCCAAGAAGUUAUAACUUUACUUGAAAUAUUUAUGCGGGAAUAUGUUGAAAAAUGCCUCGGAAAAGAAGCUAAUAUAGGGGAAUAUCUUUGCCUUGGAACACAAGGAUAUAAAUAUCUUUCAGAAAUUUUAGCUAGUGACCAAUUCAAAAUCCUUAAGCAAGGAGUUGACGAUACCAGCCAAAUGGAAUCACUAAUCAGCACUGUGCUGGUCACUUGCCCAUUGAAAAAGGUAGAAGCUAAUAUUUUGAGAAGCAAGAGAGGAGAAUUUAAGACCAGAGCUCGACCACGUAUUACUUCAGCUGAAUUAGAGUAUACAGCCAAUGCUUUCUUAGCUAUCAAUGAAGUCUCCCUUGGCUUACUUGAGAAAGGAACAUAUUUGAAGAAAUAUUUUGAGUUCAGGAAGUUCUUGAUCAAGCUAUUUACAAAGGGAUCUGUUCCAAGAGAAUGCUCCGAGCUAUUAGAAAUGAUUUCAGCUUUACAUAAAAAGGAAAAUGUCUUCGACUUGUUGUUGAAUGUGUCUACUCAUUGUAUAAAACAAUUUAAUGAUUUUGACAUUAUCUCUAAUGAAAUUAGCAUCCAAUAUGAUCUAUUAAGGAACUACUCCACUAAUGUAACAAGCUUGAGAAUUUCAAAGGAAGUUUUUGAUGAGAUCAUCAAAAUUCAGGCCCAAAAAGAAUGAAGUGUGAUUCAGAAUAACCAGAAUUAUUCCCCUGAAUGGUCGCAGACUAAAUCUGAGUUAUUUGGAUGUUUGACGAGAUCAGUGAUUAUUCAUAAGCAGGUCUAUUACAACGAAGCCUUAGAUACGUUGCUAAACCACUUUUCUGAUAAAGUCUGAUUAGAUGUUGAAAUUGAUUCUCUAAACACGCUGUUAGAUUUCUUUUCAUUUAUUGCACAAAUCCGUGGAUUCUUAUAAAAGGGGCUUUCAUUGACACGGAGUUCAAAAACAUUUACUUGCUAAUUGAACAUUCUUGUUUACAUUCAAUUUUGAACAAAGCGAAGAUAGUAUUGAUGGAGCCAACAGGAAGCAAUCAAACUGAGCUGAGCACGCAGAAUGGUAUCUUUGAAGACGAUUACAAGCUAUGUCUGAUCACAGAGUUACUCUCCUUGCUAGACGGUAUUGUUAACUACCAUCCGUACCAGACAUACAAGUUUGAAGGCUCAAUUAUUGUCAGGACAUUUGACAACGAAACUAAAGUCAAUCUCAAUGAAGAGAUAGCUAGAAUUAUGGCAAUAGCAUUGGAGGUCAUCACCUCUUCUUUCUCUUGCAUUAGCAAGGAAGAGUUGAAGACAGAGGUUUUACAUAGCUUGGGCAAGUGUCUUAAGUUGUUUUGAACUAUGUGCGAGAAGUGAAAAAUUCAUAGAAGAAACUCUAAGAUGGAGAUUCCCAAUUUUCAUAGAUUCAUCAUGAAUUGACUCUAUCUUCUAUCAAAUUUGGAUUUUAAUGAAAUCAGUAUUUUGGAAGACAAGGCUGCUUAUGUGUACAGGUUCAUGGAUAAGUUAUUUGAUGUGUUUCUAUGCCAUCAGGAUUACUCAGAGAUUAUUCAAGUGUUAAACGAGCCUCAAUUCCAUCAGUUCUUGAUAAACUACCUCAAAUUUGCAAUUGAAAAUUGCAGCAGUGAUGCAUCUAUGGGAGAGAACUUUCAAAGCCCUGGAAUUCCUGCAGUCUCCAAUAUGUUAAUCUCAAAGGGAGUUUUGUCAAGAAUAAACUACUUCAUACAUAAGGCAUCGGAGAGUCCUAACCCAGAGACUCUUGAUGUAGAUACUUCUAGGCUCUCUUCUGUGCUCAAACUCGGUCCCAUCUUCGAAGUCUUUGUUGGGAAUAACCGUGAAGGAUUAAUAAAGAUUUUUGAUUUUUGCUUAACUCAAAUUUUGAUAAAACGAGAAACUAAAAAUUGAGGGACUAUAACAGAGAUUUUGCUAGCGAUUUUAGGUCUCAAAUACAGGAACGAACAAGGAGAGCCACAAACUAUUCUAGCACAAGAAGAACUAGCCCAGCUUUGUGACAUCAGUGAAAAAUACGAACCAAAUUCAAGAAAAGUUAUUGAAGAGCUAUACACCGAGGCAAUGAAGUAUGAUUUCAGCAACAGAGAGAAGAACAUUAACUUUAUAAUUCAAGAGUUCUUAAGAGCUUAG